AUGUUAAGGUACGAACCACUGUUCAAUUAUUUCCAGGAGUUUUCUGACGCAGCAUUCAGAGUUGUGGCUGAUAAUUAUGUGACAUCUGACCGCGGAACUGGAAUUGUUCAUUGUGCGCCUGCAUUUGGAGAAGAUGAUUACCGAGUUUGUAUUGAGAAUAAAAUAAUCAAUAAGGGCGAGAAUUUGGUUGUCGCUGUUGAUGAUGAUGGUUGCUUUACUGAGAGGAUUACUGAUUUCAGUGGGCGCUAUGUUAAGGAUGCUGACAAAGAUAUCAUCGAGGCAGUGAAGGGAAAGGGUAGGCUAGUAAAAACUGGAAGCUUUAUGCACAGCUACCCUUUCUGUUGGAGGUCUGACACCCCACUUCUUUAUAGAGCUGUUCCAAGCUGGUUUGUUAGAGUGCAAAAGCUGAAAGACCAACUGUUGGAAAACAACAGUCAGACAUAUUGGGUACCUGAUUAUGUGAAGGAUAAGAGAUUCCACAACUGGUUAGAAAAUGCACGAGACUGGGCUAUUAGUCGCAGCCGGUUUUGGGGUACUCCUCUCCCUGUAUGGAUCAGUGGGGAUGGAGAGGAAAUAGUAGUAAUUGAUUCUGUUGCCAAGCUGGAAAAACUUUCUGGUGCUAAGGUGUUUGAUCUGCACCGUCACAAGAUUGAUCACAUCACGAUCCCUUCUAGUCGUGGCCCUGAAUUUGGGGUGCUUCGGCGUGUGGACGAUGAUGCUUUAAGAUUGUACCUUAUCAAUUCUCCAGUUGUGCGGGCUGAAACUUUGCGUUUCAAGAAGGAUGGAGUCUAUAAUGUUGUGAAAGAUGUCUUUCUUCCAUGGUAUAAUGCAUACAGGUUUCUUGUUCAGAAUGCCCAGAGACUUGAGGUUGAAGGACUUGCACCAUUUUCUCCUGUUAGUCCAACAGCUCAGCAGAAUUCUUAUAAUGUGCUUGAUCAGUGGAUCAACUCAGCUACUCGAAGUCUUGUACAUUUUGUCCGCAAAGAAAUGGAUGCUUACCGACUUUACACGGUGGUUCCAUAUCUUCUGAAGUUUCUGGACGACCUGACAAAUGUAUACGUCCGCUUCAAUCGGAAGAGAUUGAAAGGUCGUACUGGGGAGGAAGAUUGCCGAAUCGCUCUCUCCACUCUCUACAACGUAUGUUUUCAUUAA
Messenger RNA from Linum tenue, 1152 nucleotides. Lineage: Eukaryota; Viridiplantae; Streptophyta; Magnoliopsida; Malpighiales; Linaceae. The record is from the annotation of a GenBank genome assembly.